Hirsutella rhossiliensis is the source of this 258-nucleotide messenger RNA. Its product is annotated as DDE superfamily endonuclease domain-containing protein. Gene Ontology annotation, molecular function: nucleic acid binding. Lineage: Eukaryota; Fungi; Ascomycota; Sordariomycetes; Hypocreales; Ophiocordycipitaceae. The coding region runs from base 1 to 258 and encodes 85 amino acids. The record is from RefSeq and is a predicted model, not a curated record. The transcript is spliced from 4 exons.
AUGUCUGGCUUUGGUUUGGAUAGUCUUGUGGGCAAAGAACUUCAGAAACAGUGGUUCUUGACGGAAUUCGGCAAAAUAGCCGACUGGCAUUACAUAACGUCGCCCAACGGAUGGACGGACAACCAUAUCGCUAUUGAGUGGCUUGAGAGGGUCUAUUUGCCCCAGACGCGACCAGCCGAUGCCUCAGAUGCUAGACUGAUCAUAUUAGAUGGACAUGGAAGUCAUGCAACGGAUGCAUGGAUGGCCACAUGCUUUUGA